Falco peregrinus (peregrine falcon) is the source of this 1976-nucleotide messenger RNA. RefSeq names its product deoxyhypusine hydroxylase (gene DOHH). The transcript has 5 exons. Lineage: Eukaryota; Metazoa; Chordata; Aves; Falconiformes; Falconidae. The record is from RefSeq and is a predicted model, not a curated record. Gene Ontology annotation, molecular function: deoxyhypusine monooxygenase activity. Gene Ontology annotation, biological process: peptidyl-hypusine biosynthetic process. Bases 225 to 1130 code for a protein of 301 amino acids.
CCCCGCCCCUUGCCCCGGCCGCUCCCACUCGGCGGAAGCAGGGGGGAGGCAGCACCCGGCGGCGGGCGGGCUGGGGGCGGUACCGUCCUCCCCUCCCCGGAAGUGCGGUGGUAGGAGCUGCCGGCGCGGUCACGUGAGGGAGCAGCAUGGCGCCGCGCGGAGCGUGACCGGAGGGAGCCCCGGCAGAGGCCUGGACGCGAGCGGAUCUUGCCCUGCCCGGCGCCAUGGUGACAGAGCAGGAGGUGGAGGCCAUCGGCCGGAGGCUGGUGGACGCGGCCCAGCCCCUGCCUGCCCGGUUCCGGGCCCUCUUCACCCUGCGCAACCUGGGCGGCCCUGCAGCCGUGGACUGGAUCAGCCGGGCCUUCGGGGAUGGCUCCGCGCUGCUGAAGCACGAGCUGGCCUACUGCCUGGGCCAGAUGCAGGACGAAGCGGCCAUCCCCGUGCUCAUCCGGGUGCUGGAGGACACCAGCCAGGAGCCCAUGGUCAGGCAUGAGGCCGGUGAAGCCCUGGGUGCUAUCGGGAAUCCGGAUGUGCUGGAUAUCCUGAAACGCUAUUCGGAGGAUCCUGUGGUUGAGGUGGCCGAGACGUGUCAGCUGGCAGUGAGAAGGCUAGAGUGGCUGCAGGAGAACAAGCAGGAGCUGGCCACCAGCCCAUACCUCUCCGUGGAUCCUGCUCCCCCUGCUGAGGAAACGGACGUUGCCAAGCUCCGUGAAACCCUCCUGGAUGAAUCACGCGUGCUGUUCGACCGCUACCGGGCCAUGUUUGCCCUACGAAACCUGGGGAGCCAGGCUGCUGUGCUGGCGCUGGCAGAUGGGCUGCGCUCUGGCAGUGCCCUCUUCCGCCAUGAAAUUGGCUACGUGCUGGGCCAGAUGCAAGAUGAGGCCUGCGUCCCGCAGCUGACAGCCACACUGCGCAGCCGCACCGAGAGCCCCAUGGUGCGCCACGAGUGCGCUGAAGCCCUGGGCUCCAUCGCCCAUCCCUCCUGCCUGGAGACCCUGCGUGCCUUCGCCCACGAUGAGGAGCGGGUGGUGCGGGAGAGCUGCGAGGUGGCGCUGGACAUGUAUGAGUACGAGAAUGGCACCCAGUUCCAGUACGCCGACGGGCUCUGCAAGCUGCAGGCCUCCGCCUGAGCCCUGGCUGGGGGAGUGUGGGCUGGGUGUGCUCCAUCCCAUCCCCCACCGCGGCACUUUCAUGGCUGCCUCUGUCAACACAGAUCCAUGCCUUGCCAUGGCAGAGGUGGAGGAGGAACUGGAUUUGCUCUCUGGCACAAUUACAGCUGCCUUCUCCCUCCAAAUCCAGGCUGAGCUGCUACUUGCCCCCUCCCCACCACCCCCCGUUUCCUGGAUCUACCCCUUUUUCCCUGCCAGGAUCAGCACUGCCUGCUCGCAGCCUGGCUUGGGGCUUGGACUGGGUGGGCUCCACUUUGCACGUCGGAGCCUGUCAUGGCUGCGCAGGGCCCGGGGCUGCUCUGGGCUUGUGCUGCCGUGGUGUCUAGGUGUGAAGCAGCUCCACUUUCCCCACCAGAGUUUUGCUGCGGGGCCAGGGCUGGCACUGGGCAUUUGCUUCCAUAGGUUGUAGUGGUGCAGUGCCUUGAAAUCGCCCUUGGUGCUGGUGCUGAGCCGGGUCCCUCCUUGCCUCUGUGGUGGAGGAGCUGCUGUGGGUUUGGCCUCGCCUGUUGGGGCAGGCCAGGGCUAUGCUUGCAGCAGCCUUUGCCCUGGGAUGGGGGGGUGGGGUGGGGGGUGGUGUUUCAUGGCAGAGUUGGGAAGAUUUGGCUGCGCUUUUCCUUUCUGCAGGGAAUGGUGCUGCCAUUAGGGCUUACAGGGUGAAGCAGAGCCUGCCUGGACUUUCCCCUGCAUUUACCCAGACCUGGGAGGGCUGAGGCUGGUGUCUGCUGCCGGCACCCAGCACCCAGCCCCGCCGGGCAGCCCAGCGUGGGCAUGGGGGGGCCGGCAGGGAAUAAAGCGCUGGCAGUGGGA